Molecule: messenger RNA, 1220 nt
Organism: Rhagoletis pomonella (apple maggot)
Lineage: Eukaryota; Metazoa; Arthropoda; Insecta; Diptera; Tephritidae
Exons: 3
Coding region: 312-1220 (302 amino acids)
Source: RefSeq, a predicted model, not a curated record
GGUAAAAUUACCGUGGAUCCACGGUAAAAAAUUACCGUGUAUCCACGGUAAAAAUUACCGUGUAUCCAAGGUAAAAAAAUUACCGUAGAACCACGGUAAAAAUUUACUGUGGAUCCACGGCAAUUUCUGAAGAUUUUUGCUUGACGAAGAAGAUGUUUGAUUUCCGAAGUGCGCGAAGAACCACCUUUUUAAUGUAGAUGUGCGGUAAAUGACAUUUUUUUUUUAAACGACUUCAAAGAAAACUAAGAGGUUAUCUAUUCGACAUGUACAUAUGUCGUAUGUGUGUAUGUAUGUAUAUUUGUUAAUUGUAUAUGUAUGACAUAAACAAGAACACUAAUCAGAGAAGAGACGGAGAUUACGAGCUUGCCCAUUCAGAUAACAUACUCAGAAAGCGUUUUAAAGAAAUUCUCGAUGCGAAAUUAACAUAUGAUAACAUUAUAACAAGGCACAGACCUCUGUCUACUUUAACUGAGCCAACCCAGAACCCAGAGAUACCGAUCGAUUUAACUCGCCAAUUCCCGAAUAGCAGCACUGAUUCAGCUCAUAACCGUUUGCCGGAAAAGGUCGUCCUGGAAGAAGAAAAUCCCAAAACCCCACCUUCCGCUGCUGACCACAAAGAAACGCCUUUGGUGAUGCCAUCUUUACAGCUUCAAACUUGUAGCAAGAUUAACGAGGCGACAAUUGAUACUCUUUUUGGAAUAAAAGAUGUUUGUAAUGUCGGAAAGCCUAGAGGAGCCCCCAAAGGCCGAAGGACCACAGUGGCUGGGAUACCGCUCCCAAAGGAAGAAGGGAACAAACGAUUGCUACAACAGCAUCAACGCGCUGGAGGCAGAGAGGUGGCUAGAGGUCAACGAGCGUCCAGGGGUAGAAGUCGUGGGGCAACUCAAAGUUGGGGCCCAAAAAAAUUGGACGACGACAAAGUUGGUGGAGUAGCCUUUGAUACAAAAAAUAAUGACACCAAACUUGAGAUGAUGCUGAAAUGGCUACUGAUGUCAAAUUAUGUGAAAGGACGAGAUUUCACGUCUUCAAAAAUCAAAAGCAGCGAAAUCGACACUGCCACUUUUGAACGAUUCUUUCAUUUAAUGCCGUGCAUGGCGAAAGAUACAUUUGAAACAUUUUUGGUUACUCUUGGAAUGAAAAGAGCUAAAGAUGAUUACAAAUGUGCUUCUUGCUGUGAUGUAUCAAAAAUUGCAUUGGCCGGCAUAAUUCUAGACGAUUAG